Molecule: messenger RNA, 1068 nt
Organism: Caenorhabditis remanei
Lineage: Eukaryota; Metazoa; Nematoda; Chromadorea; Rhabditida; Rhabditidae
Exons: 3
Coding region: 1-1068 (355 amino acids)
Biological process (GO): embryo development
Molecular function (GO): protein binding
Source: RefSeq, a predicted model, not a curated record
AUGUCUCUCUCAUUCCCAAAACUUCCAUCAGUGGUCCAACUUGAAGUGCUGAAGCAACUGGAACUCCAGCAAGUAUUCAUGUUGAGUUUGUGCUCUGAAAAGAUGAAAAGAGUGGUUCAAUAUCUCAUCAUGAAGCCAACGAACUUGGUUUAUAAAUUUUUGGAUAAUGGAGUUUCAGUAGUUGCGAUAUAUGACAACAGUCACAAUCGGAUUGAUCAUUAUUUUGCCAAUGUGGAGUUUGUUGCUGCCAUACCUAGUGAUCAGAUGAAACCUAUGAAGUUAGGAGGCAACACAAUUAGUUACAGAUGCAUCGAAGAAGCUCCUAAAAAAAAGUGUUCCCACACACUGCACUAUUUUGCACCCGAAGAAGUUACUGUUUUGGAAUCUCUCCAACGUCAUAUGAAAGACCUGUUCCGAUUUGAUACUCGUGUUCAACUGCUGUUUAAUUCCCUUAAUUGUAUAAACAUGUCUCGCAUCAUCAACGACGUCAGAGACACUGAUUUUAUUCUAGAAAAGUUAGAUACAGAGCAACUCGAGAACUAUUUGACCAUUCAUCCAGGUCAGGAUAGUCUUGUACUGGAGACGAAACUCACUGGACCACUGUUGAGAAGUGAUUCGAAACUGUGUUCCAUCAAAGGGUUAGCUGUUCAAGGAACUCGCGAUGGAGAUCAUCGAAACCCUGGCCUACACUUUUCGGAACUUAUUAACAAUUUCGGUGGAGAAUAUCUGUUCUUUAUCGAUGUUGUCUAUGAUGUCAAUGAUUGGGCGCAACUAAUUCGGAGAUGGAAAAGCAAGGAGGCCUACCACAAUUUGAAAUAUGUUGACACAACGGCACCCACAGGAGUCUCUAUACCGUUUGAGCACACUAUGCAACAAUUCGAUUUCGUCGAGUGGGAUGGUCAGCGAAGACCAAGAACUUUCAAUUUGGAUCCAAAAAUUAUCUUUCUCAAAUUAGACUCUUCUGAAGAGGACUGCUCCGAGUGGAUGGACAUACAACAAGACGGGGACGGCAAAUGGGCUUCUAUUAUGUUGUCACAGAAAUCUAUCUACUUCGCUGUUUGGGAUUGA